UUCAUUCCAAUCCAUCAUUCCUUCAACAGCUAGCCUGUCCUUCACCGAACCCGUUGUCAAUCGUCUCCUAUCUGUUCAAGCGAUGGCCCGUUUCAAUCUCCUCGCUGUUCUUGCACCCAUGGUCAUUGGCAUGGCCAGUGUUCUCGCUGCACCUAUCUCCAACGUAGUAAUUCCGCGCUUGGACUUGAACGCGGUCGAGAAGCGUGCCAAUGGUACCACGUUCGUAGCCGGUUCUUUCGCGAACCAAGCUUACGCUGAUUUCCAGAUCUCGGACGGUGUGGCUGGGAACGCGCAGGCUGAGGCCAACGCUGUCUUCGUCGAUCCCUUCAACGGCGUGGACCUGUCUACCGUUGACAGUGACACUGUUGAGACGAUCAACACGAUGCGUGAGGCCGCUGAGUCCGCCGAAACGGACGACUUCGACCCUCAGAUUGACGCUGCAUCUGGCGACGCGGCGACUGCGCUUCAGAAUGGCAAGAUCAAGAACAAGGUGCUCAAGCUGACCGGUGAGGUCCAGGCUCUGAACAUCAAGAUUGCUGUCGCGCAAGCCUCUGGCUCCGACACCUCAGACCUGGAGAGCCAGCUCGCUACUGAGCAGGGGAAGCUGACAACCAACAUCGCUACUGACACUAAGAAUGCCGGUCAGACGUCACAGGGCGUCACUGGCGGCUCGUCCUCGUCGUCCUCAGCCGCUACCUCGUCCGCAGCAUCGGCCACGGCUUCUAGCUCGUCCACAGCAUCAGCUAAGAAGGCCAAAGCGUCCAAGACGGCUAAGAAGGCCAAGGAGUCUGCAAAUUGAGGGUAGCGCUGCUGUUUCUUACUUUUGUGUGUUCGACACUGAGGCUGGGAAUAUAUUGCGAUUGGAAUGUU
Postia placenta MAD-698-R-SB12 is the source of this 870-nucleotide messenger RNA. RefSeq lists its product as hypothetical. The record is from RefSeq and is a predicted model, not a curated record. The transcript is spliced from 6 exons. NCBI's taxonomy places the organism in Eukaryota, Fungi, Basidiomycota, Agaricomycetes, Polyporales, Adustoporiaceae. The coding region runs from base 83 to 799 and encodes 238 amino acids.